Molecule: messenger RNA, 1659 nt
Organism: Emys orbicularis (European pond turtle)
Lineage: Eukaryota; Metazoa; Chordata; Testudines; Emydidae
Gene: ABHD16A
Product: abhydrolase domain containing 16A, phospholipase
Exons: 21
Coding region: 1-1659 (552 amino acids)
Biological process (GO): monoacylglycerol catabolic process; phosphatidylserine catabolic process
Cellular component (GO): endomembrane system
Molecular function (GO): glycerophospholipase activity; monoacylglycerol lipase activity
Source: RefSeq, a predicted model, not a curated record
AUGGCGAAGCUGUUGAGCUGUGUGCUGGGGCCGCGGCUCUAUCGGGUCUAUCGGGACCGGGGGCCGGCCAGGCCCUCCCGAGACGGGGAUGAGGCAGCCGAGGGGGGGGCAGCUCCCCAUUGUCCAUCAUGGAAUUCGUACUACCAGCCGCGGACGCUGGAGAAACAUGCUGACAGCAUCCUGGCCUUGGCGUCGGUGCUCUGGUCUAUUUCCUAUUACACUUCCCCCCUGGCUAUGUUCUACUUGUACCGAAAAGGAUACCUGACCAUGUCGAAGGUGGUUCCUUUCUCGCACUACGCUGGGACCAUGCUGCUCCUUUUGGCCGGGGUCGCCUGCCUGAGAGGCAUCGGGCGCUGGACCAACCCCCAGUACAUCCAGUUCAUCACCAUCCUGGAAGAUAGCCACCGCCUCGGCACCCCAGAAAUCAAGAAGAAACUCGCCAGCUACAACUUCGACUUCAGGAGCUGGCCCGUGGACUUCCGCUGGGACGAGGUCACUAGCCGGUCGGACUCCCGAGGUGUCUCGCUGAUGCGGCCGGAGCCCAAACACCGGAGCGCGGCCAACGGCUUCCUCCAUGCCAUCAAGAAGCUGCCCUGCCAGAUCGCCAGCUACAUCGUGGCGCACACAUUCGGGCGCAGGAUGCUGUAUCCCGGCUCCGUCUACCUGCUGCAGAAAGCCGUCAUGCCCAUGCUGCUGCAGGGCCAGGCCCGCCUGGUGGAGGAGUACAAUGGGAAACGAGCCAAGCUGUUAGCCUGUGACGGCAACGAGAUUGACACGAUGUUCGUGGACCGUCGGGAAAGCUCCGAGCCCCACGGCAAGAAAUUGGUGAUCUGCUGCGAAGGCAACGCUGGAUUCUAUGAGGUUGGCUGCCUGCCCACCCCCCUGGAUGCCGGCUACUCGGUGCUCGGAUGGAACCACCCCGGCUUCGCUGGCAGCACGGGCGUCCCCCUGCCGCAGAACGAGGCCAACGCCAUGGACGUGGUGAUGCAAUACGCCAUCCACCGCCUGGGCUUCCUGCCCGAGGACAUUGUGCUGUACGCCUGGUCCAUCGGGGGCUUCACAGCCACGUGGGCGGCAAUGUCGUACCCGGACAUCAGCGCCCUGGUGCUGGAUGCCUCCUUCGACGACCUGGUCCCCCUGGCGCUCAAGGUCAUGCCAGAGAGCUGCAGAGGGCUGGUCACCAGGACGGUGAGGCAAUACCUGAACUUGAACAACGGCGAGCAGCUUUGCAGAUACCAGGGGCCAGUGUUGCUGGUCAGAAGAACGAAGGAUGAAAUUAUCACCACCACGGUCCCAGAAGAUAUCAUGUCAAACAGGGGGAAUGACCUGCUGCUGAAACUCCUCCAGCACCGGUACCCCAAGGUGAUGGCCGAGGAGGGGGCGCGAGUCGUUCGGGAAUGGCUAGAAGCUUCCAGCGCCGUGGAGGAAGCCUCGGUGUACAGCUCCUACGAGGUGGACGAGGACUGGUGCCUGUCCGUGCUGAGCUCCUACCAGGCCGAGCGCGGCGGCCACUUCCCCUGGAGCGUAGGGGAGGACAUGACGCCCGAGGGGCGACGGCAGCUGGCCCUGUUCCUGGCCCGGAAGCACCUGCGGAACUUCGAGGCAACACACUGCACCCCACUGCCCCCCCCAGCCUUCCGUUUGCCCUGGCACUUGUAG